CGCUCCGUUUCACAUUCCAUUCUUUUCUACUCAUUCAACGCUACCUCGCUUCCACGCUAAACUCGGACGAGGAAGCGUCGAUAAAUCUCGUUGUUCAAUGGUGAAAUUAAUGCGUUUCACUUGUUAGAGAUCACGAAUUCCACAUGUGAAUGAUAAAGAGAAACGAAGAAGGAAAGAGUAUGUAUCUCUAUAAUAUAGGGUACCUCUUUAACGACAUUUGUAAAUAUUAUGAGAACUUCAUUUCGAACGAAAAGCGAAGAGAUAAGAUGAGCAAAAAGAUUUUGCACGAGUCAUCAUCAUACGUCAUCAUUAAAUUAUGUUAAAUUAUUAAAUUAUUUAAGUACACUCAGACAACCAUUAACCUAUGACACGAUUUAAAUUGGAGAUCAGUCACGAUCAGUGUGACUCCAAAAUUAAAAUCGUUCCAAUGCUGCGAUUAAAAGCGCACUUGCUUCUUAGUAGCGAAUAGUAUCGAAUGCUACGACAAACAAACGUUUACGGGUUGUCCGCAUUUUUUUCUCCGUCUUCUGCUCAUUUGGUGCUGGUCAUUUGAUAAUAAAAGUUUGAUCAGGCGAGAUCAAGAAUAUCUUCGUCAUGACGGAGGAUAGCACGGUGCCCGGUUUGGCUUAUCUGGAAGUAAGAAAAGACAAGAAGAAAACCGCCUUCGGUUUUCUCGAGGCUAGGAAGAAAGUGGACGGCGCGGAAGGACUGUGGAGAAUCAGAAACAGCCUGUACGACUUGCAGACGUUCAUCAAGUCGCAUCCCGGGGGUGCGGAAUGGCUCCAGCUGACAAAGGGCACUGACAUCACUGAAUUAUUUGAGGUUCAUCACAUCACUGACAAGGCCGAGCGACUGCUACCGAAAUUUCAUGUUCGCGAGGCAACUGCUCCGCGAUCAGUACCGUGGACUUUUCAUCCGGACGGGUUUUACCGCACAUUCAAGAGGCGCGCGAUCGAGGCAUUGAAAAACGUCGAUUUCCACCGAUCGUCUCUGAUGUCAGAUCUUAUUACCGACUCCUUGGCGGCCAUGACUUUUGCACUGGCUUUAACUGGCGCUCUCGUUCAAUCCUACGCUCUUAUUUCCUUCGCCGGCAUUUUUCUAACGUGGACAGCGUUUGCGGGGCACAAUUAUUUUCACAUGAGAGACAACUUCCGCAUGUACUAUUUCGAUCUCUCCAUCAUGUCCUCGAAGGAAUGGCGUAUUACGCACGCGAUGAGUCAUCAUAUAUACCCCAACACAUUAUGGGACUACGAGAUAUACGUGACCGAGCCGUUUCUGAACUGGUUGCCUCAAAAGGAUAAAAGUUACAUCGUGGGAAUAUUCAGAAGCAUCAUCAGCCCUAUCGUUUGGAUGUUGAUGUUUUUAUUUCAAGGCGUAAAACGAUAUUACUCUGUAUUCAUGGAGUAUCGCGUCUUCGAAUAUCGCGACUUCGUACCGUUCAUACUGCCUCUCGCGAUGAGCCUGUUUGCGCCUACGAUUCUCAUCGCGUGGAAACUGUGGCUGACGAUGAUACUGGUCAGCAGUUUCUUGGGCGCCCUAAUUGGUUUCAACGCGGCUCACCAUCACCCGGACAUUUUCCAUGACGGCGACAUUUACAGGGAUAAUAUGGACUGGGGCCUGCUCGAAUUGGAUUCCGUGCGCGACCGAAAGGUGAUAGACGACUCGACCUUCUUGUCGCUCACACACUUCGGCUCCCACACGCUACACCAUUUACUGCCCACCGUGGAUCAUCACUAUCUCUCGUUGUGCAUGCCUGCGUUCGUACAAACGUGCAAGGAAUUCAAAGUCAAGAACGACAAGUUUACGCAGUGGGAACUGAUCAAGGGGCAAUUUCAGCAACUACUGCGAGACACGCCCAAAAAGAAUCAUAGAUAACAUGUUAUUUUAUAUAUUGUGCAGAAAAUGAGCAAUAAAAUUAAAGAAUAACUCAUCACAGCUAAUCGAUGAACGAUC
Molecule: messenger RNA, 1953 nt
Organism: Harpegnathos saltator (Jerdon's jumping ant)
Lineage: Eukaryota; Metazoa; Arthropoda; Insecta; Hymenoptera; Formicidae
Gene: Cyt-b5-r
Product: Cytochrome b5-related
Exons: 6
Coding region: 595-1875 (426 amino acids)
Biological process (GO): lipid metabolic process
Molecular function (GO): heme binding
Source: RefSeq, a predicted model, not a curated record